Molecule: messenger RNA, 1962 nt
Organism: Mytilus trossulus (common blue mussel)
Lineage: Eukaryota; Metazoa; Mollusca; Bivalvia; Mytilida; Mytilidae
Product: transcription factor AP-4-like
Exons: 5
Coding region: 319-1299 (326 amino acids)
Biological process (GO): regulation of transcription by RNA polymerase II
Cellular component (GO): nucleus
Molecular function (GO): RNA polymerase II cis-regulatory region sequence-specific DNA binding; DNA-binding transcription factor activity, RNA polymerase II-specific; protein dimerization activity
Source: RefSeq, a predicted model, not a curated record
UUCCGCGUCGUAAAAUAAUCCGCCAUGUUUUAUGAAAUAUUUUCAAAAUAAAGGAAUAACAAAUGUGCGCCUUGUUCCCAAAUGAUUCAAAACUUAAAAUCCAGUACGAUCUUAAUAAAUUCUUGGUUGUAAAGUAACGUGUAUUAAAAUUUAUGUCUGUCGCCUCGCACCUUGAAUCGACCUACAGCUGUUUCCCGCCAAUUAUUACUCAUUCUUCUUCAACGAAGGCGACCCGAGCGUGAACUGUCGGUGUACUAUCACAAAUAAUUCAAGUUUAACCUAUAUUUACAAUUGGAUUUUUACAAAAAGUGGAAUAUUAUGUCAGUUUAUUCAAGGAAUAGUGAAAGAAGGAGAGUUUUACCGGAAUAUUGCAACGAAGACAAGGAAUAUUCCCAAUGUUAUGGAAGUCAGGAGGAUGGCCAUGGUCAUUUAGAAAGUGAAAAGAAAGUACGAAGGGAAAUUGCCAACAGCAAUGAAAGGAGACGAAUGCAAAGCAUUAAUGCUGGAUUUCAGUCACUGAAAACGCUCAUACCACAUAGCGAUGGAGAAAAACUGAGCAAGGCUGCUAUUCUUCAGCAUACUGCUGACUUCAUCCAGAAUCUGAAAAGAGAGAAGGACAGGCUUGAAUCAGAGAAUUCUCAACUCCAGAAAAUGUUGACUGGAAGUGCAUUUGGCUCUCCACCUCGGAAGCGCUGGAAGAGGGAUACAGAAUCUUCAGAUGAAGGCAUCACAGCUGACUAUGAUGAGUUGUCCAUUGAUGAUGUCCGUCGGGAAAUGGUGGCUAUGAAAUGUCAGCUUGAAAGGGAAAGGAGACUCCGCAUAGAAUUAGAGAAACAUUCAUACCCAAGCAACAUUAGAGAGCUUGCCAAUCAAGUGCAGAUAGUUCAAAUGCAGACCGACAAUGUGGUUUAUGUUGAUAGCACAGAGGAUGUGAAAGAGGAAAUAGAGAUGAAAACAGACGAGGACAAACCAGUUCUUAUUGGAAAAGACCAUGAUUCUCAGGAAUCUGUGUCAAGUAGAAACAUUGCUACGAUUGUAGAAGCUAUUCGUCAUCUGGAAGGUGAUCGGCUAGGCUUUGAGGAACACCGGCAUGAACAUUCCAUUCCCCAUAGCGAAGAGGAUGAGAAAGAAAGCAGUGUUACGAGUGACCAAGAAGACAUGGUGAAUUCGGACAGUGAUUCACCGAUGUCGUACCGACCCCAACAGCAUAUAGACAUUAAAUACCACACAGAAGUUUUACACUCGCCCCAUUUAGAACAUUAUGUAUAUCGUCCCGGUGUUAUAGUUCAGAAAUCCUAGGAUCACUUCAUCCACCUCAUUGUUUUCAUUUGUAAAUAUGUCAUUGCCGAUUCAUUUUCAUUUCUGUUGCUAACUGUCAUUUUUUGUACAUUUUUGAAUCAUAAGAAAAAGGAAGUUUUGCUCAAAUUACACUUAAUGAACUUGAUUCAACAUUUUUUCUCCUAGAUUACCUCUGACGGCUGGAUCAUAUGAAUUACAAAACAUAAAUAGAGUGUUAUAAAAUGCUUCUUUUAUACUUGUCUGCACAUAGAGUUCAGUUUUACGGAAUUACUGUAAAAUAAACAUUUUUUAAUUUUAAAGAUUUGAUGUACAAGUCUGACUAAUAUACAUAAAAUAGAAAUCAUGGAAGUUCAAAGGUAAAAAAAAAUCACAGUGCUGUGUGUAAAAUAGACUGUCUGAAUUACAUUUGAAAAGUAGAACAUUUGAUGGAUCAAGUUUACAUGUGUACAUACAUAUAUGUCUUGUGUUUUUUUCUUUUUUAAAUGCUUGUGAUCUAGGACUAUUUUCAUUCAUAGCUUUAACUAUCAUCAGUGUGACAUUUCAUUCCAUUUCUUUCUUAAUUUUGUUAAGGUUUUUUUCAACAUGUGCUUUUGGUGUGAACAAUUUAAAGAAGAUAACAUUUGUAAAAUUAAAUCAGUACUCUUUAAAUUGAAAAUGUUAUGA